CGUGCUGGCGUACGUCUUCACGGCUCUGUCUAUCGUGAGGGAACUCGUGCACGAGAAGGAGAGACGGUUGAAGGAAUCAAUGAAGAUGAUGGGAUUGGCAAAUUGGGUUCAUUGGUCCGCCUGGUUCACACGCUGUUUCCUCUUCCUCCUCAUCUCCGUUAUCAUCAUCACUCUCAUUUUCAAAUUUGGAAAUGUUCUGACUCAUAGCGAUAUGUCAUUGAUAUUUGUGUAUCUCCUCCUGUAUGUCAUCUGCAUUAUCUCGUUCUGUUUCUGCGUUAGCGUCUUCUUCAGACGCGCCGUGUGGGGUGCUGCUGCUGGUGGACUAGCAUGGCUGUUGACGUACGUCCCGUAUCAAUUCCUCUUUCAAAACUACAGCACGUUGUCUCUAUCAGAGAAGCUUGGACCGUCACUACUGAUCAACACAAACAUGGCGUUCGGUGCUCAGUUGUUAGGAUCGUUUGAAGGGAGUGGCGUCGGCCUCCGUUGGGAUAACAUCUACGAUCCGGCUACUGUUGAUGACGACCUCACGUUUUCAAUGGUCCUCGCUAUGUUUAUUGUCGACACGAUUUUUUAUUGGUUGGUGAUGUGGUACGUUGAGGCAGUCUUUCCAGGAGAAUAUGGCAUCCCUCAGAAAUUCUAUUUCCCUUUCCAGCCAUCGUAUUGGUUUGGUAAUCGACGGUCAUCUGGCAAACGUUUUGAGGAAACGUUUCCGUUACUUCAGGGUACGCAUAGUGGGCUUUUCGAACGGGAACCCGAGGGUUUACCAGCAGGCAUUCAGGUGAGGCAGAUACGCAAGGUGUUCAAUAGAGGAGCAACAAGCGAGAAGGUGGCCGUAGACGGCGUGUCUGUCAACAUGUUUGAUGGACAGAUAUUGGCUUUGUUGGGACAUAACGGAGCUGGGAAGACGACGCUAAUGUCGAUACUAACAGGUCUCUUUCCACCCACAUCUGGCACUGCAACUGUAAACGGUUGCAACAUUUCUACAAACAUUGCUGGAGUACGCGAGAGUCUCGGUCUCUGCCCACAGCAUAACGUUCUCUUCGACGCUCUGACUGUGUCCGAACAUCUUUGGUUCUUUGCACGACUGAAGGGAUGCAGCGGCAGUGACGUUAACAGAGAAGUAGAUCACAUGCUACAAGCACUGCAGAUUGAAGACAAAAAGGACUACAAGACUAAGACACUUUCAGGUGGCAUGAAACGUAAACUAUCAGUUGGAAUCGCUUUGGUUGCAGGAUCGAAGGUUGUGAUGUUGGAUGAGCCGACGUCUGGAAUGGAUCCGUCAGCGAGGAGAGCCACGUGGGAUCUGCUGUUUCAGCACAAACAGGGAAGGACGAUUUUGCUUACAACACAUCACAUGGAUGAGGCCGACCUUCUCGGUGAUCGAAUUGCCAUAAUGGCUCAAGGACAGAUUAGAUGCUGUGGGUCGUCAUUGUUUUUGAAGUCAAAUUACGGUGUGGGUUAUCACAUGGUUGUAGUAAGGGAACCUCAUUGUGACAUAAAAGCUCUAAACAAGGUCGUCUCAUCUCACAUUCCUACAGCAGAAAUAGAGUCUCAACAUGCCAGCGAACUCUCUUUCAUCUUACCUCGCAAUAUGGUCUCACAUUUCGAGGAACUCUUCACCGAACUGGAAACCAAACAGAAAGAGCUCGGAGUUGGAAGCUUCGGUGUUUCAGUGACAACCAUGGAAGAAGUAUUCCUCAAGGUGGGAGAGCAGUAUGACAUCACAGAUAGCAGCGAACAUACAUACGGCAGUGAGAGCACAAACAACACUCACAAUACCGAGUCUCACAUAACAUCGAAGGAUCCACCUCUAAUGAACGGGCAAAUGUCUGGAAGUUUGGUCGACAAUUUCACGACCAAGAAAUCUCAUUUGAACUCCGGAUUUCGUUUGAUGCUCCAGCAGUUUCAUGCAAUGUUUGUCAAACGUUUUUGUUACAGCAAACGCUACAAGGCGGCAAUCCUCACUCAACUGCUUCUUCCAAUAACUUGGACUCUCUUUGGUUUGAUUCUCGCCAAGACAGUUCCAGGUCCAGUGGACUCUCCACCUCGUCUUCUCUCUACCGAACAAUUCAAGAACACGUAUGCUCUCAUGCAUGUCAACACAUCGAGUGGGUCUGAUGCAUCUCUAGCCGCUCGUUUGUCGGACACUUAUUUUGACCAAUUUUCUGGGACUCAAACACAACCUGUGAAUGUGAGUGACAGCAAGGACAUUUCAGAAUACGCGCGGCAAACAGGAAAUAGACUCGGAUUUAGCUUCAAUAAUAAGUAUCUGAUUGCCGGCUCAUUUGAAUCGGAUGAGUUUGGGAACACGUCUACGACCGCUUGGUUUAAUAAUCAAGCAUUUCAUGCCGUUGAAGUUGCUCUCACAUUGAUUGACAAUGCAAUUAUGGGCGUUUACAGCAACGGUCAACAUACAAUUAACGUAACGAAUUAUCCAUUGCCAAGGACAGUACAGGAAAUAGCUGAUGAUCUCAGCACUAACACUAUUGGUUUCAAUGUUGCGAGCACUCUUAUAUUCGGAAUGGCUUUUCUAGCCUCCAGUUUUGUUCGGCCGGUUGUAGAGGAGAAAAGCAGCAAAGCAAAACACAUUCAGUUUGUCAGCGGUGUGAGCCCCUUUAGCUACUGGUUUUCCAGCUUUAUAUGGGACCUGAUCAACUACAGCAUCCCAUGCAUUGUUAUUCUCAUUCUUUUUGCUGCGUUUGAUAUACCAGCGUAUGUGGGUGGAUCUCGUCUCGCAAUUGUGAUUCUUCAGUUGUUUCUCUAUGGGUGGAGUAUCAUACCUUUCAUGUAUCUCUUGGCUUUUGCAUUCCAAAAGCCGUCAACAGCAUUUAUCUUGCUUACUCUGUUUAACAUUGUCACUGGCGAAGUUGCGAUACUCGUCAUCAGUAUACUGCAGUUUCCUCAACUCGGUCUUGCUAACAUAGCAAAGGGCCUCAAGUGGGCGUUUCUCUUUCUUCCAAACUAUUGUCUUGGUCAGAGUCUUAUUGAAAUUUAUGUAAAUUAUGGGGCAAUACAGACGUGUACAGCCAAUGAAGUUAACAGCGAGUUGUGUCGUCUUAAUGGGCUUGAUUAUCAAACUAACUAUCUGGCGUGGGGUGACGGUGGAGUCGGACGUUAUACAGUAUUUAUGGCUCUCGAGGGUGUAGUACUCAUGGCAAUUGUCUUGAUGAUUGAAGGACGUGUGUUCGAGUGUUUGUGGUAUGCUAUAAGAGGAAGGAAGUUACAACUGGGAGAUAUUGAUGUCACCGAGAUGGCCAAGGAUGGCGACGUUGUUAAGGAACGAGUACGUAUUCAAGAAUUGAUGGCUUCUGCUCCUGCACAAUUGGGCAGCAAUGACAUCAUUAUGAUCAACAAUUUGGGCAAAAUUUAUGGUGGAAUAGGAUGCUGUGAUGGGGAGCCUGUACAUGCUGUGAAUGGUGUCAGUCUGGGCAUUCAGGAAGCGGAGUGUUUUGGAUUGCUGGGAGUGAAUGGAGCUGGAAAGACAACUACGUUUGGUAUGUUGACUGGAGAUUUACUGGCUUCUUAUGGAACUGCAAUUAUGGACUCGUUUGACAUUAGAACAAAUAUGAACCAGGUUCGUCAAAGGAUUGGCUAUUGCCCUCAGUUUGAUUCUGUCAUAGAUCUUCUCACUGGACGCGAACUUCUCACUAUGUUUGCUCGCCUACGUGGCGUACCUGAAGAGAAAAUCCAGUCAAAAGUAGAAGGUCUUAUUCAAGCCCUUCUACUCACACAAUAUGCUGACAGACUGUGUGGUACAUACAGUGGUGGCAAUAAAAGGAAAUUGUGCACUGCUAUUUCACUGGUCGGCGAUCCUCCUAUUGUCUUUCUUGAUGAGCCAACAACAGGCAUGGAUCCUGCGGCUAGACGGCAACUUUGGGAUGUGUUGAACAACAUCAGGGCCGACGGUCGUUGCAUUGUCAUUACAUCACACAGCAUGGAGGAAUGUGAAGCUUUGUGCACGCGUCUUGCCAUCAUGGUGAACGGUCAGUUUCAGUGUCUGGGCAGUUUGCAGCAUCUGAAGAACAAGUUCGGUCAAGGGUACACACUCACAGCAAAAGUGGGCAGUCAGACGCAAGACACACAGCCGCUAAAGCAAUACAUUCAAGCAACAUUUCCCGACAGCAUUCUAAAGGAAGAACACCAAGCAAUGGUGACAUACCAAAUUCCUUCAGGAAUCUCGUGGGCGUAUGUAUUUGGUAGCAUAGAAAGAGCUAAAGAGCAGAUGAACAUCGAGGACUACUCAGUCACUCAGACGACACUCGAACAAGUUUUCCUGAAUUUCGCUCGUCACCAGAGAGAGGACAAACGACAAUCAGCUCUCCAACGACAUCAAAUGGUCAAGUUUCGUCAGUAUUUAUUGUUGGUAUGGAAAAACUUCGUUUUACAGAAACGUCGUCCUGUUUCAACUACUUUUGAGAUUAUUCUUCCAACUUUCUUUAUUCUCAUUCUUGCUCUUAUCAAAACGAAUCCUGCGCUGAAAGAGGAGAGGAAAUGUGUGGUGGGGAAGGAGAAUUGCAGUUGGAGAGAUUUCAAGCCGACAGAUGGGAUUGAUGUAAGGAUCGAUCAUCACCAGAUUAAUUUGAAUAAAUAUCCUGUGAUGUUGGAAAUUCCACCAAUUUCUAUUAGUAUACCAAACUUGGACAUCGAAUUUUUACCAAAAACGAUUGCUUAUACACCAAACACAACACUGACCCAAAGAAUAAUGACAAGAGCACAAGAAUAUCUGAAUACAGCUUCUGGUUUUUCGAUAAUCAAAUUAGAGGCAUUUGAUUCGGAGUCAGCGAUGGUUGACAGAUUGUUGAAAUCAGACAACAACGAGUCACUACAUAGACACAAUCAGUGGGACCUCCGUCAUUACUCUAACUACUUAGGAGGAAUUGUUUUUCAUUUUCCAUUGGAAUCGACACGUCUUCCUCCUAACAUCAAUUACGACGUUCGUUUGGAUUCUCGGCCACGUUUUUGUAUUUUAGAUCCGAAACAUAACAGCGGACUUGGCAUUAAUCCGGUUCUCGAUUGCACGUGGCUCACACAGUUGGCAUUUCCAAUGUAUUUGCUACAAGGACCUCGGGAUCGUCGAUUCGGAGAUGGUGGACAACCGGGUUACCAUCGAGAGGGAUUCUCGGCUGUACAAUGGGCUAUUGAUAAAUCUCUAGUCACCGAGAUUAGAUUCAAUCAUCAAGUGCCGAGUGACUACCCGACCGUUUCACUCAAACGUUUUCCAUACUUUGAGUAUAUUUAUGAUCGAUUUGUAUUUGCUCUUCAGUCGGGAUUGCCGGUGUUGUUGAUGUUGGCGUACGUGUUCACUGCUCUCACGAUCGUGAAGGAGCUCGUGCACGAGAAGGAGCGACGUCUGAAGGAGUCGAUGAAGAUGAUGGGCUUAGCGAAUUGGGUUCACUGGUCUGCAUGGUUUACACGCUGUUUUCUCUUUCUCUUCGUUUCUGUCAUCGUCAUCACGUUCAUCUUCAAACUCGGAAAUAUUCUGAAUCACAGCGACGUCUCUGUGAUAUUUGUUUACUUGUUGUUUUACAUUGUCUGCAUCGUUUCGUUCUGUUUCUGUGUCAGCGUCUUUUUCUCUCACGCCAUUUGGGGAGCCGCAGCAGCCGGAAUCAUCUGGUUUCUAACAUACGUGCCAUACUUCUUUCUCCUUCAGCGUUACACUUCCCUCAAUCUGGCAAGCAAAUUGUUGCCUUCUCUUUUGAUCAAUACGAACAUGGCGUUCGGUGCUCAGUUGAUUGGAGCGUUUGAAGGCAGCGGGAUUGGACUACAUUGGAACAACAUUUUUCAACCGGCAUCUCCAGAUGAUGAACUUACGUUUGCAAUGGUUCUCGCCAUGUUUGCAUUCGACACAAUUUUGUAUUUGCUUGUGACUUGGUACGUGGAGGCGGUCUUCCCUGGCGAGUACGGCAUGCCUAGAAAAUUUUACUUUCCCUUCCAGUCGUCAUACUGGUGUGGCAAUAAGACGUCAUUGUAUGAAGAAUUUGUUAGUGCCAGUGAGUCAACAGCAUUGCUUAACAAGGCAGGAAACGGUGAGUUUGAACAGGAACCAGAGGGACUCAUGACUGGCGUGAAGAUAAAGAGGAUUCACAAAGUGUUUAAUGAAGGAUCGACAAUGGAAAAGGUUGCCGUGGACAACGUGUCUCUCAAUGUGUUCGAAGGUCAGAUAUUAGCUCUGCUGGGACAAAACGGUGCAGGGAAGACAACACUGAUGUCGAUGCUUACUGGUCUCUUUCCACCCACAUCCGGUACUGCAACUGUAAACGGUUGCGAUGUUUCUACAAACAUUGCUGGAGUACGGGAGAGUCUUGGUCUCUGCCCGCAGCAUAACGUUCUCUUCGACACUUUGACUGUGUCCGAACAUCUUUGGUUCUUUGCACGACUGAAGGGAUGCAGUGGCAGUGACGUAAACAAAGAAGUAGAUCACAUGCUAGAGGCACUGCAGAUUGAAGACAAAAAGGACUGUAAGACAAAGAUUCUAUCAGGAGGCAUGAAACGUAAACUAUCAGUUGGAAUCGCUUUGGUUGCAGGAUCGAAGGUUGUGAUGUUGGACGAGCCGACGUCUGGAAUGGAUCCGUCAGCGAGGAGAGCCACGUGGGAUCUUCUGCUUCAGCACAAACAGGGAAGGACGAUUUUGCUUACAACACAUCACAUGGAUGAGGCCGACCUUCUCGGUGAUCGAAUUGCCAUAAUGGCUAGUGGUGACAUACGAUGCUGUGGGUCACCACUUUUUCUCAAGUCAAGAUACAGUGUCGGUUAUCACAUGGUGCUAGUGAAGGAUCUCAACUGCAACAGAAGGAGUGUAAACGAACUCAUCCAAUCUCACAUUCCGACAGCAGAAAUAGAAUCAGAACAUGCCGGAGAACUCUCCUACGUCUUGCCACGUGACAUGGCUUCACACUUCGAGCGACUCUUCACGGACCUGGAAACGAGACAGAGAGAACUCGGAGUCGCAAGCUUUGGCGUUUCGGUAACAACGAUGGAAGAAGUCUUUCUUAAAGUUGGACAACAGUUUGACACACACGACACAAUUCAAGCAUCUUACGGCAGCACAGACAGUCAACAACAAUCAAUAAACACGUCAGACAGUGAAACAGUUGGCUACAGUACGACUGACACUCUUCUUGAUGGCCAAUCUUCACGAGCUCGUCUAAAUACGGGAUUCCGUCUGGGUGCCCAACGAUUCUACGCCAUGUUUAUCAAGCGUGUUCUCUAUAGUAGACGAUACAAGAUCGCUAUUCUAUCACAACUUUUACUGCCAUUUGCAUUCACGCUUGUUGGUCUCAUCAUAUCAAAAACGGCACCAAGUCCAAGCGAUUCUCAACCACUCACACUCAACACCAAGCCGUACGACAACAAUUUUGCUGCUUUUUUUGUUCGUGAUGAAGGAAGGUCGACGGCUAGCAGUUUGUCUGCGUAUUAUGCUGGUCAGUUUUUUGACAGCGAGACUACUCCACAGAAUGUCUCAAGUGAAUCGAGUUUUACUCAUUUUCUGCAUCAGCAGUGGAACAGAAGUACGUUUGCGUUCAAUACGAAGUAUCUCGUUGGUGGAACGUUUGAAACUGAUAGCUCAGGGAGUACUACUGUAACCGGGUGGUUUAAUAAUCAAGCAUUUCAUGCUGUUGAGGUGGCACUCACGGCGGUUGACAAUGCGAUAAUGGGAUUUUAUAGCAACGGUAGCCAUACAAUCAAUGUGACCAAUUAUCCAUUGCCGAGGACUGUGCAGCAAUUAACUGAUGAUCUGAAUGUGCCUGUAGUUGGGUUCAUCAUUGCUUUCAAUAUUCUAUUCGGAAUGGCAUUUUUGGCAUCCAGUUUCUCUCGCCCUGUAGUCGAAGAGAAGAACAGCAAAGCCAAACAUGUUCAACUAGUCAGCGGUGUGACUCCAUUCAGCUACUGGAUGUCAAGCUUCCUCUGGGACAUGAUCAACUACUCCAUUUCCUGCGUGUUUGUCAUCAUUCUCAUCACAGCAUUUCAAAUUCCCGCGUAUGUAGGAGGUUUUCGUCUCGGCCUCAUCGUUUUGCAACUGUUUCUCUACGGUUGGAGUAUCAUUCCUCUCAUGUAUUUGCUAGGGUUUGCAUUCAGGAAGCCAUCAACGGCUUUCAUUCUGUUGACGUUGUUUAACAUCGUGACCGGCGAGACAGCAAUGAUAGUCACUCAAGUUUUGCAGUUGCCUCAACUUGGAUUACAGAGUAUUGGAAAGGCUAUGAAGUGGGUGUUCUACCUAUUGCCCAAUUACUGUUUGGGUCAGAGUCUGGUUGAUAUCUACAUCAAUUAUGAUGCACUACAGGCAUGUCUGUCUUCUAAUCUAACACAGGAGUUGUGUCGUACACAGAACGUCACGUUUCAGUCGAACUAUUUUGCUUGGGGAGAUGGAGGAAUCGGACGUUAUGCAACAUUCAUGGCCGUCGAAGGCAUCAUAUUUAUCAUGCUUGUUUUGCUUGUUGAGAGUCGUGGUCUUGAACAGAUUCUGUAUCUGUUAACAAGGGGAAUACGGUUUUCACCCGAUGAUUCAGACGUCGACGAGGACAACGACGUUGCCAUGGAACGCGCACGCAUUGAAGAACUCAUGACAAGUGAGGAGAAUCACAAGGAUAUUGUAGUUAUUAGCAGUUUGGGUAAGGUGUAUGGAGGCGCCGGAUGUUGUAGCACUCCUGUGCAUGCUGUGUGUGGCAUCAGUUUGGGGAUACAGAGAGGGGAGUGUUUUGGUCUGCUAGGAGUCAACGGAGCCGGAAAGACAACGACAUUCAAUGUGUUGACUGGAGAUCUGCUGGCAAGUUAUGGGAUAGCAAUCAUGGACUCGUUUGAUAUUAAGUCACAGAUGAGUCAGGUUCGUCAAAGAAUCGGUUACUGUCCUCAGUUUGAUGCUCUCAUUCCUCUACUAACAGGACGUGAGCUUCUCACAAUGUUUGCCCGUCUUCGUGGUGUACCAGAGCACAUCAUUCCUUCCCAAGUCGAACAUCUGAUUAGCACUCUAUUACUCACACAACAUGCAGACAGAUUGUGUGGCACAUACAGUGGUGGUAAUAAGAGGAAAUUGUCUACGGCUGUUGCUCUAGUUGGUGAUCCUCCCAUUGUCUUUCUCGACGAACCAUCGACAGGAAUGGAUCCUCAUGCGAGACGGCAGCUUUGGGAUGUAUUGAAUAACAUUAGAUCUGCUGGUAGAUGUAUUGUGAUUACGUCACACAGCAUGGAGGAAUGCGAAGCUUUAUGCACGCGUCUUGCCAUCAUGGUGAACGGUCAGUUCCAAUGUCUGGGCGGUUUGCAGCAUCUGAAGAACAAGUUCGGUCAAGGAUACACACUCACAGCAAAAGUGGGCAGACAGACGCAAGACACACAGCCGCUAAAGCAAUACAUUCAAGCAACAUUUCCCGACAGCAUUCUAAAGGAAGAACACCAAGCAAUGGUGACAUACCAAAUUCCCUCAGGAAUCUCGUGGGCGUAUGUAUUUGGUAGCAUAGAAAGAGCUAAAGAGCAGAUGGACAUCGAAGACUACUCAGUCACUCAGACGACACUCGAACAAGUUUUCCUAAAUUUCGCUCGUCACCAGAGAGAGGACAGACGACAACCACAAAUUCAAUGAACAAAUUUUUUCAUACAUGCUGAGUAGAUAGAAAGCUUUAAUUAAUUUCAUUACCAAACUGCAAGUGUAGUAUUUUAAUAGAUCAAUCACGUGAUUUGUCUUA
Corticium candelabrum is the source of this 9677-nucleotide messenger RNA. Its product is annotated as phospholipid-transporting ATPase ABCA3-like. Bases 80 to 9574 code for a protein of 3164 amino acids. Gene Ontology annotation, molecular function: ATP hydrolysis activity; ABC-type transporter activity; ATP binding. Gene Ontology annotation, biological process: lipid transport; transmembrane transport. The transcript has 17 exons. Gene Ontology annotation, cellular component: intracellular membrane-bounded organelle; membrane. The record is from RefSeq and is a predicted model, not a curated record. NCBI's taxonomy places the organism in Eukaryota, Metazoa, Porifera, Homoscleromorpha, Homosclerophorida, Plakinidae.